This is a messenger RNA of Coprinopsis cinerea okayama7#130, 1519 nucleotides long. RefSeq lists its product as hypothetical. The transcript is spliced from 2 exons. NCBI's taxonomy places the organism in Eukaryota, Fungi, Basidiomycota, Agaricomycetes, Agaricales, Psathyrellaceae. The record is from RefSeq and is a predicted model, not a curated record. Bases 1 to 1392 code for a protein of 463 amino acids.
AUGGAAGCUGACGAGCCAUCAACGGUACAGGACGAAGUCACGAGCGAUAACGAGCUUCACAUCCCCAACGAAAUCAUUCACGAGAUACUCAACCACUACCUCCAUUCUCUCCCAAUAAGGGAGGACAACCUCGACGCCAUCCUCCUUCCAGCUUCAGUCUGCAGAGGGUGGCAAAUCUACAUAUGCGAGCAAACCAACCACUGGCCAACACUCGAGGUUUCCUUCCAGCGCGAAUCCUCCGUUAUCCGAAACACAACCCUUGCCAACUUCCUUCACUCACCCGCGGGCGCAGCUGCUCCAGUUCCUUCCCCACUCACCAUCGACAUGUCGAAAUUCGAUCGCUUGAAUCCAGAGCACGUCGGGUUGCUCGAAUCAGCACUGGAACUCUUGCCCCGCGCAAACGAUGCCUUAAAAUUGCGCUCGCCCGGUCCACCCGAGAUGGCUUGGUCCCGCUUGAAGUGGACCGCCAUCCAAAACGCCAUCUUCGAGGGGAGGAAGCUUCGGGCACUGAUCCUCGAAGGAGAUCUACCCAUGGACUUUUGCCACAAAGCUUUGUCGAUUUGUGGCACUGGGUUGGAGAAGCUCAGUCUCAAGGGCGUCUCCCAAGCUUCCAAACGACUUCCGUGGCCGUUGCCUCGUGUCCCAUUGCCAGCGCUGGAAGAUCUGGAGAUGGAAUUCGUCACGGACAUCAGGCAGCUCGUUACCUCGCUUGACUGCCCGAAGAUAACCAACCUAGCGCUAUCCACUGAUUCGGAAUGGCUCAUGGAGGAUGUCGCUGGGUACGACUUCCAUUAUGCCAACUUGACAAAGUUGGUUUGCCGUGCCCCCGAAUACACUCGGUUGGCAGCUGCCGAGAAGAUCCUCCAAAGAACGCCGAACCUCGAAGCAUUGGAAUGGAUUGGGGACUGUAUCACCCAUGGACAGCAGCAACUGGUCUCCCUCCAGCUACCCUUCUUGCGUUCUCUGAAAGUUUCACAUCCAGGACGACAGGAUUCGGUGUUUGAAACCUUGCUCAACAAAUCACAGGUGUACGAUGAAGUGUGUCUGCCGAAUCUUCUAUUGCCUGUGCAUGCGAAGACAUUGCGCAUAAACACUCCGAUGUCGACUCUUGCUUGUUUAAGCCUACUUGCGGAUAGCCAGCACCUCGAAGAAGGCUUUUUCGAACUGAACGACAGCAUCGAAGAUGUCGACGAAUUCACGAUCUCGAUGUACCUUUCACCCCAAACCCCUUCACUGAAUGUACCCAACCUCAGAAAAGUUACAUUCCUAGUCCAUGGUCCCAACCGCGGUUUUUACCAACGACUUCCGAUACCACGAGGUGUCGAGGUUGUUAUCCGGAAUUGUCUCAAGUGCGAGAUGCUCGGUGGAGGGAGUUUCUGCGACUCACUAUGAACGGACUGGGACGACAGCUUGAUUAAAUUUUCGUCUUUCUAUCACGAGCCCAGCCACCUUAAUACCUUAUAAUUCGUUUCGACCAGUAUGUAUUAAUACGUCCGCCUGCCAGCCUUCCGUGGAUAUG